This is a messenger RNA of Sphaeramia orbicularis (orbiculate cardinalfish), 7454 nucleotides long. RefSeq names its product calcium channel, voltage-dependent, L type, alpha 1D subunit, b (gene cacna1db). The transcript is spliced from 50 exons. Gene Ontology annotation, cellular component: membrane; voltage-gated calcium channel complex. The record is from RefSeq and is a predicted model, not a curated record. NCBI's taxonomy places the organism in Eukaryota, Metazoa, Chordata, Actinopteri, Kurtiformes, Apogonidae. Bases 226 to 6924 code for a protein of 2232 amino acids. Gene Ontology annotation, biological process: calcium ion import across plasma membrane. Gene Ontology annotation, molecular function: high voltage-gated calcium channel activity.
CUGCUGCUGUCAGCGCGUCCUCUCGGAUCCGCCGUGAAUCUGCAGGCAGCCAGGCACCCGGAUGUGGCGAAAAUGUUUGGCGCUCCUCUCAGGGUUUGCGCUCGGAAAACAUUUUAUAAUUCAGGUUAAUGACUUGGCUCGGGCUCUCGCGUCGUCGACACCUUUGGAUGGUUUUUCCGACGAUGAGUUGGAUUUAAAACGGAUCUUUUCAAUGUGGAUUCGAGGAUGCAAGAAGCAGAUGAACAGUCUGAAGGGGCACAGUAUGCCAGCAACAGAAGAACCACAUCCCCUGCUGACACCUCAACGCUCUGGUCAGAAAGGAACACCCGUCUGCACCAGCUCCACUCCCCACCAGACCCCCUGCAGGCCCCGGCCAGCACCGGCAAACCCGUGGGCUCCUCUUAUGGCCUCCUCGGGGCCAACAGCGGCAUUCAGGGUCCCGGUGGCUCCGGCACCAACCCGGUCCUCGCUUGGCAUGCUGCUAUUAGCGCCGCUCGUCAAGCGCAGGGCGACACAGCAAAACCCAACACGGGCUCCCGGCCGUCGGUUUGCACCAGCGGACCGGCGCCCGUGGGCUCACUGGCACAGAGGAAGAGACAGCAAUAUGCCAAAAGCAAAAAGCAAGGAGGAUCCACAAACAGUAGGCCGCCCAGGGCUCUGUUCUGCCUCACCCUCAACAACCCCAUCCGCAGAGCCUGCAUCAGUCUGGUGGAGUGGAAACCAUUUGAUAUCUUUAUACUGCUGUCUAUUUUUGCCAACUGUGUGGCCUUAGCCAUCUACAUCCCCUUCCCUGGAGACGACUCCAAUUCUACCAACCAAGAGCUGGAAACAGUAGAAUAUGCCUUCCUGAUCAUUUUCACUAUUGAGACAUUUCUGAAGAUUAUUGCCUACGGUCUGGUCAUGCACCAAAACUCCUACGUCAGAAACGGCUGGAACAUGCUGGAUUUUGUCAUCGUCAUAGUGGGGUUGUUCAGUGUUGUUCUGGAGAUGAUAACCAAAGAUGCUGACUCUGGUGGCCAGUCUGGAGGCAAGCCAGGGGGGUUUGAUGUCAAGGCUCUUCGAGCUUUCCGUGUGCUACGACCCCUUCGCCUUGUCUCUGGAGUUCCCAGUUUACAGGUGGUUUUAAACUCCAUUAUUAAAGCCAUGGUUCCUUUGCUCCACAUCGCCCUGCUAGUCCUCUUUGUCAUCAUCAUCUAUGCUAUCAUCGGCCUGGAGCUCUUCAUAGGCAAAAUGCACGCCACAUGCUACGUGAUACAAACAGGUACUAUUGCAGAGGAAGAGCCCCGGCCGUGUGCUGUAUCAGGGCACGGCCGUCACUGCCUCCUGAACGGUACAGUCUGCAGGGAGGGCUGGCAAGGCCCCAACAAUGGCAUCACCAACUUCGACAAUUUUUUGUUUGCCAUGCUCACUGUGUUCCAGUGCAUCACCAUGGAGGGCUGGACUGAUGUUCUGUACUGGAUGAACGACGCCAUGGGCUUCGAGCUGCCAUGGGUUUACUUCGUCAGCCUCGUCAUCUUCGGUUCCUUCUUUGUUCUCAACUUGGUUCUGGGUGUGUUGAGUGGAGAGUUUUCUAAAGAAAGAGAGAAGGCCAAAGCUCGAGGAGACUUCCAAAAGCUACGUGAGAAGCAGCAGUUGGAGGAGGACCUGAAAGGCUACCUGGACUGGAUAACGCAAGCGGAAGACAUCGACCCUGAGAAUGAGGAGGAGGGAGAUGAGGAGGGAAAACGCAACCGGGUCACGCUGGCUGACCUCACUGAGAAGAAGAAGGGAAAGUUUGGCUGGUUCACUCAGUCCACAGAGACACAGGCCAGCAUGCCGACCAGUGAAACAGAGUCAGUAAACACAGACAAUCACAAUGCAGAGGAGGAUAAAUCCCCAUGUUGUGUACCAUUGUGUCAAAAAAUUACUAAGUCAAAGUGCAGUCGUCAGUGGCGACGGUGGAACCGUUUCUGCCGCAGGAAGUGCCGUGCCGCGGUGAAAUCUGUGACAUUUUAUUGGCUGGUCAUCAUCUUGGUGUUCCUCAACACUCUAACCAUUGCCUCAGAGCACUACGACCAGCCAGACUGGCUCACUGAAGUUCAGGACGUAGCCAACAAAGUUCUUCUGGCGAUGUUCACAUUAGAAAUGCUAGUGAAGAUGUACAGCUUGGGACUGCAGGCCUACUUUGUGUCCCUGUUUAAUCGCUUUGACUGUUUCGUGGUUUGUGGAGGAAUCAUAGAGACCAUCCUGGUGGAGCUGGCCAUCAUGUCUCCUCUGGGCAUCUCUGUUUUCCGCUGUGUUCGCCUCCUCAGGAUCUUUAAAGUUACACGUCACUGGGCGUCUCUCAGUAACCUGGUGGCCUCUCUGCUCAACUCUAUGAAGUCCAUUGCUUCCCUUUUGCUGCUGCUCUUCCUCUUCAUCAUCAUCUUCUCCCUGCUUGGCAUGCAGCUCUUUGGUGGCAAGUUCAACUUUGAUGAAACUGUGACCAAAAGGAGCACAUUUGAUAACUUUCCACAGGCCCUGCUCACUGUGUUCCAGAUUUUGACAGGAGAAGACUGGAAUACAGUGAUGUAUGACGGUAUCAUGGCGUACGGUGGUCCGGCGUCCUCUGGAAUGGUGGUGUGCAUUUACUUCAUCAUCCUCUUCAUAUGUGGAAACUAUAUCCUUCUAAAUGUCUUUUUGGCCAUCGCUGUUGACAACCUAGCAGACGCAGAGAGCCUCAACACUGCGCAGAAGGAGGAAGAAGAGGCCAAGAAGAGGAAAAACAGUGCCAAGGAUAUAAACAUAGAUAAGAAAAGAGUGGAAAAUACAGAAGGCAAGGAUGGAGAGAAGUUGCCAGAAGAUCACCUGUUGGAAGAAGACAAAGGGACGUAUCCUGCACUCAACUCUCCAGUGUGUGACGAUGAAGAUGAUAACGAAGGCCUCCCAGAAGUCCCGGCUGGUCCACGUCCACAGAGGCUUUCAGAGCUCAACAUCAAGGAAAAAACUCCACCCAUCCCGGAGGGCAGCGCCUUCUUCAUCUUCAGCAGCACUAACCCAUUUCGUGUUUUCUGCCACAAGCUGAUCAACCAUCAAAUCUUCACAAACCUCAUCCUGGUCUUCAUCAUGCUCAGCUCCGUCUCUCUUGCUGCUGAGGACCCGAUACGCAAUUUCUCUGCUCGCAAUAUCAUACUUGGUUAUUUUGACUAUGCUUUCACCGCAAUCUUUACUGUUGAGAUCCUGUUGAAGAUGACAGCGUUUGGAGCGUUCCUUCAUAAAGGAGCUUUCUGUAGAAACUACUUCAACCUGUUGGACCUCCUGGUUGUUGGUGUGUCUCUAGUGUCCUUUGGCAUUCAAUCUUCUGCUAUCUCUGUGGUGAAGAUUCUCCGUGUUUUAAGGGUUCUCCGUCCGCUUAGAGCCAUCAACAGAGCUAAAGGACUCAAGCAUGUGGUCCAGUGUGUGUUUGUGGCCAUCCGAACCAUUGGCAACAUCAUGAUCGUCACAACGCUGCUGCAGUUUAUGUUCGCUUGUAUCGGAGUACAGCUCUUCAAGGGUAAAUUUUAUCGAUGCACAGAUGAGGCGAAGUCCAGCCCAGAGGAAUGCAAAGGCACCUACAUUCUGUACAACAACGGUGACACAGCACUGCCCAUGGUGAGGGAAAGGAUCUGGUACAACAGUGACUUCAACUUCGACAAUGUCCUCAUGGCCAUGAUGGCUCUCUUCACGGUCUCCACCUUCGAAGGAUGGCCCACUCUGCUUUAUAAGGCCAUCGACUCGAACAGAGAAAACUUGGGUCCCAUCUAUAACUACCGCAUUGAGAUCUCUAUCUUCUUCAUCAUCUACAUCAUCAUCAUCGCCUUCUUUAUGAUGAACAUCUUUGUUGGUUUCGUUAUCGUCACCUUCCAGGAACAAGGAGAGAAAGAGUAUAAGAACUGUGAGCUGGACAAAAACCAGCGCCAGUGUGUAGAGUACGCUCUCAAAGCUCGCCCUCUGCGUCGCUACAUUCCCAAAAACCCGUAUCAGUACAAGUUCUGGUAUGUGGUCAACUCCACAGGCUUUGAGUACGUCAUGUUUGUUCUGAUCAUCCUCAACACACUGUGUUUGGCCAUACAACACCACGGUCAGUCUCAUCUGUUUAACUACGCUAUGGACAUCCUCAACAUGGUCUUCACUGGGGUUUUCACCGUGGAGAUGAUCCUCAAGCUCGUCGCAUUCAAACCCAGAAACUAUUUUGCUGAUGCAUGGAACACAUUUGAUGCCUUAAUUGUUGUGGGUAGCGUGGUUGACAUUGCCAUCACUGAGAUCAAUUCGACAGCCAUUCCUGUCGUCAAGGUGAUAGUGGAACCAGGGAACACAGAGGACAGCGCUCGAAUCUCCAUCACCUUCUUCCGCUUGUUCAGAGUGAUGCGAUUGGUCAAACUGCUGAGCAGAGGGGAGGGCAUAAGAACUCUGCUGUGGACCUUCAUCAAGUCCUUCCAGGCUCUUCCAUAUGUUGCACUUCUGAUAGCGAUGCUGUUCUUCAUCUACGCUGUAAUUGGGAUGCAGGUGUUUGGAAAAAUAGCCAUGGUUGAUGGAACUCAAAUCAACCGCAACAACAACUUUCAGACCUUUCCUCAAGCUGUCCUGAUGCUGUUCAGGUGUGCCACAGGUGAGGCCUGGCAGGAAAUCAUGCUGGCCUGUCUGCCAGGGAAGCUGUGUGAUUUGGAGUCAGACUAUAACCCUGGAGAGGAGAGGACCUGUGGUAGUGGAUUCGCCAUCAUCUACUUCAUUAGCUUCUACAUGCUUUGUGCUUUCCUGAUUAUCAACCUGUUUGUCGCUGUCAUCAUGGACAACUUUGAUUAUCUGACACGUGAUUGGUCCAUUCUUGGUCCUCAUCACUUGGAUGAGUUUAAACGGAUCUGGUCUGAAUAUGACCCUGAAGCCAAGGGCCGGAUAAAACACCUUGAUGUGGUGACUUUGCUGAGGAGGAUUCAGCCUCCGCUUGGAUUUGGUAAACUCUGUCCUCACAGAGUGGCCUGCAAGCGUCUUGUGGCGAUGAACAUGCCUCUGAACAGCGAUGGCACAGUCAUGUUUAAUGCCACGCUAUUUGCUUUGGUCCGCACGGCGCUCAAGAUUAAGACUGAGGGCAACCUGGAACAAGCCAAUGAAGAGCUGAGAGCUGUGAUCAAGAAGAUCUGGAAAAGAACCAGCAUGAAGCUACUGGAUCAAGUAGUGCCUCCAGCUGGUGAUGACGAGGUAACAGUGGGGAAGUUCUAUGCCACCUUCCUGAUACAGGACUACUUCAGGAAGUUCAAGAGGCGCAAAGAGCAAGGUCUUGUGGGAAGGCGCUCAUGGGAGAGGCUGAACACAACCAUGGUUCUACAGGCCGGUCUGCGCACGCUUCAUGACAUUGGACCAGAGAUCCGUCGAGCCAUAUCAUGUGACCUGCAGGAGGACGGGCUGGUAGAUGGUAACGGCGAGGAAGACGAAGAAAUAUACAGGCGUAACGGUGGCCUCUUUGGAAACCAUGUCAACCAUGUGACCGGUGAUCAGCAAGGCUCAUCUCAACCGACCACUGUCACCCAACGGCCCCUUCAGAUCCUGCCCUUUUCCUGCAGUGCCUCCAUCGAAUCCACCCAAAACACCAGGAAACUCAGCCAUGACAGAGAGGAGACAGACAUGAACUCCUCACCCAUUCAGUACAAUCAUCAUUAUUAUAAUUACCCUCACUGUAACUCCACCUGCCACCCAUCGCCAAUUCCCUCCAAUGCCAACCUCAACAACGCCAAUGUGCCCUCAAUUCUCUCCAUGACCAAUGGGAGGCAGCAGAAGUUUUUGUUGCGGCGAGACCGACCAUCCUCUACUAAGAAUGCCUCACCUUCAUGCACCUACAAAAAAAUGGUUGAGAAGCCUUGGAAAUCACACUCUACAAGGACACGCUACUAUGAGGCCUACAUUAGGUCAGAAAACAGCGGUGGACUCUAUCCUACGAUCCGACGAGAGGAUCCAGGAGACAGGGACAGCGACGAGGAUCGGGGUUCAGGAGAAUACUUCAGUGGGGAGGAGUUUCACGAGGAUGACAUCAUGCUCACAAGAGACAGGUUGUCCAGCAAAGAACGUCUCCAUUCAGAAGGAGAUGCUGAGGUUUCCAGGGGCGAUCAACAGUCUGAUGGUUACUAUGACGACGAUCAACAGCCCAUCUACCAGGACGGCAGGCAUUCACCCAGGAGAUGGUUUUUACCAUCACCUCAAGCCUCCAACAGACCGACAUUCAGCUUCGAGUGUCUUCGUAGAAGAAGCAGUCAGGAUGAUGCGCCUCCGUCUCCGUCCUGCACAGCUCUUCCACUUCACCUGGUGCAGCAGCAGGUGAUGGCGGUAGCUGGUCUUGAUGCUACCAGAAUUCGCCGCCUGUCUCCGACGAGGUCGCUGCGCUCGUGGGCCACGCCCCCUGCUUCCCCCAUCAAUCGUGACUUCUCGCCCAGCUACACACCACUCAUACAGGUGGACUGGCGCAGUCCGGGCAGCGUCGGCAGUCUUCCUGGAGCCGUGAAGAGGAGUUCAUGGUACACAGAGAGACGAGACGGCCCUCCGAGUCGCAGCCAUUCACCAUCACGCCUGCAACUUCCUGCAGAGAGCUGCUCGCACUGCCUGCAGAAGAGAGGCAGCGCCAACAGUCUGGUGGAGGCUGUGUUAAUCUCUGAGGGUCUGGGGAAAUACGCCAGGGACCCAAACUUUGUGUCAGCGACCAAACAUGAAAUCGCAGAUGUCUGUGAGAUGACUAUUGACGAGAUGGAAAGCGCUGCUAGUAAUCUGUUGAAUGGGAGUAUGGGUAAUGGCAACAGUGGGGAAACUGGGAACGUCUGCUCGGACGCCACUGCGCUCCUUCGAGACUGCAGUAUCCGCGACUACAGCGACGAGGAGUCGUACGUCGCUGUGAAAUGUGAAGAGGACCUAACAGACGAGAUGAUAUGCAUUACAUCACUAUAGCAGCGGCUCACAUGGGAUUAUUUAGGUUUUUUCAAUUUAAUUUAUUCUACUAUUUUACACUGGGGGAUGGUUCUGCAUCCUGCAAUAGACACAACAUGUAAACCGCAGAUGGAAAAGAGACAAAGUGCCUUGUUUUCUCUUUUUUGUGGAGUGACGUGAAGAAAAAACAGAAGAAAUCAGAGAAGCAAUGGAUUGAAGGAUCAUAUACUGAAACCUGAGUCGACCUGCCAGCCCACAUGUCAUUAAUUAUGCUCUUUAGAGUUGUUUAUUUUAUUUUGUCAGUCAGUUACACUCCGUUGAACAGUAGCCUCACAAAGCCGGUCUGAAGGUCAUUCUUCCAGUUUUGCUCUGACGCCAUCCAAACCAAAUCAGUGAAUCUAAUCUCACCACAUCAGUUGAGUCAAGUGUUUGUUUGGAAAAGGAGCUUACUAUGGUAUCAGUCCUGAGAACAAAAGAGAUCCUUUAAAACUGCUGUUUGCAUUUAUACGUGGUCCGAAUAUGUGUGAAGAUCAGGAGAAUUAGUUCAGUGA